CGCCAGCCAUGGCCUCUGGGGCGGGCGGGAGCUGGGGUUGCUCCCCACCGCAGAGCGCAGUUCCGACGCCCUGGGUCACUGUCCUGCAGCCCCUCUGGUGGGCCGUACCACCUGCGCCCCCGCAGCCAGGCCGCGUGAAGGAAGACCUGCUGGAACUAAUGAUGCUGCAGAACGCGCAGAUGCACCAGCUGCUGCUAAGUCGCCUGGUGGCUGGAGCGCUGCAGCCCAGGCCGGCCUCGCCCUGCCCUCAGAUCUACCUGGAGGUUCCACAGGAAGAGCCUGAGGAGGAAGAGGAGGAGAUGGACGUACAGGAGAUAGGGCCUUUGGUGCUUCACCAUCACUACUUGCCCUAUUUGAUGCCGUCCCCGGGUACCCUGCUGCCCUGGCGGGCCCCCUUCUUCCCCGCUCCCGCCUGUCAGCCCCACUUGCGGGAUGUACCCAGGAUUCAGCACUGUCCUCCUGCCUCCAGGGAAAGGGAGACUACUGUGAUGCCGAGAGCCUCCUAUGAGGACAGACGCUGGCCCUGGGACCUGCACCAGCUUUGUGCUCUGGAUACAGCCCCGGAGCCCCCUCCCGCACCUCUCUUGUCGGCUCCUCUGUGCCCAUGGCUGGCGGUCCUUCUCACUCCCUCAACCUCAGCCAGGCCCUCUUCUCCUGGGGAAAUCAGUCCCUGCCCCACCCCAAUGAGUCCCUGGACGGGUCGGAUCUAUGCUGUGGUGUAA
Molecule: messenger RNA, 722 nt
Organism: Cercocebus atys (sooty mangabey)
Lineage: Eukaryota; Metazoa; Chordata; Mammalia; Primates; Cercopithecidae
Gene: PRR29
Product: proline rich 29
Exons: 5
Coding region: 9-722 (237 amino acids)
Source: RefSeq, a predicted model, not a curated record